AUGGCAUCCUUUCUCUUCUCUUUCCUUCUUGCCUUGCUCUUCACACCGUCCUUCUGCUUCCAACUCCGUGAUGUUAACACCGGCUCCAUGCCUCCGCUCCCGUCCAUCGGCCACCACCUCUCCUCCGCCCUGACUUCGCUUGGCUACACGCAGCUGGCGUCUGCCAUCCCUUCCUUCUCCGACUCCUCUCUAUUCUCCGCCUGGAACCUCCCCGUCACGGUUUUCGUUCCUGUGAACGACUCUAUCGACGCCUCCACCUUCCUCAUCAACGAGCACACCGUCCCUGGCAGCUUCACCUUUCAGUUCCUCUACAAGCUGAAGCCGCACAGCGUCCUCGGCACCAUAAGCCCCGGCCGGUGCCUCGCCUUCACUCACCAGGACAACGCCACCACCAUGGCCGCCAUUCUUGUGAACUCCGUCCCCAUCGUGGAACCCGACAUGUACAACGAUGGUACCCUCGUUGUGCAUGGGAUUCAAGCCCCAAUUGCCCCACUCCCGCCCUCCUCCUGCGACCUUCCCACCCCAACCGCCGAUAUGCCAUUUCCACUCGGACCCUACGCCCAACCGUCGACUACGUCCGUCGUGAGUCUGAUGCUCCGCCACGCGAUGCUGAGCCUCAGAGAGAACGGCUACAGCAUUCUGGCGCUCGCCAUGCGGAUCAGGUACCCCGAUCUCGUGCGCCUCCAGAACAUGACGGUCUUCGCCCUCGACGACGGCGCCAUCUUCUCCGGCGGCCACGCCUACGUCCACAACGUCCGAUUCCACAUCGUGCCGAACCGCUUCCUCACCCACGCCGACCUCAUGGCCAUGCCGCUGGGCACGGUCUUGCCGACGCUGGCCAGAGGGGAGAGGCUAGUCGUCACGAGCACCGGCGACGGCGUCCGGAUUAAUUACGUGCCCAUCCGGUCGCCGGACGUGCUCGUCAACCUCCACGUCGUGGUGCAUGGUGUCUUCCUUCCGUUCCCUCACCUCCUCCAUCCCUUCCCAUCCGGCGCAUUAGGCGAAGCAGCCUUCCAGGCACCCGCCGCCGCUCCGCAAGAGGAGGUGCCACGAGGGGAUCCCUUUCCCGGUUCGAGCCCCUCGCCCUCCGAUUUUCUGGAGGAUGAUGUUCUCUGA
Messenger RNA from Nymphaea colorata (pocket water lily), 1116 nucleotides. RefSeq names its product fasciclin-like arabinogalactan protein 21. Lineage: Eukaryota; Viridiplantae; Streptophyta; Magnoliopsida; Nymphaeales; Nymphaeaceae. Bases 1 to 1116 code for a protein of 371 amino acids. The record is from RefSeq and is a predicted model, not a curated record. The transcript is spliced from 2 exons.